Tupaia belangeri chinensis (Chinese tree shrew) is the source of this 6269-nucleotide messenger RNA. RefSeq names its product RNA polymerase II subunit A (gene POLR2A). The transcript has 30 exons. Gene Ontology annotation, cellular component: RNA polymerase II, core complex. Bases 134 to 5824 code for a protein of 1896 amino acids. The record is from RefSeq and is a predicted model, not a curated record. Gene Ontology annotation, molecular function: DNA binding. Lineage: Eukaryota; Metazoa; Chordata; Mammalia; Scandentia; Tupaiidae. Gene Ontology annotation, biological process: transcription by RNA polymerase II.
CCUCCGGCUUUUUCUUCCUAACUCGGGGAGGUCCUUCCCGGUGGCCGCCCCGACGGGGUCUGAGCACCUAGGCGGAGGCGGCGCAGGCUUUUUGUAGUGAGGUUUGCGCCUGCGCAGCGCGCCUGCCUCUGCGAUGCACGGGGGUGGCCCCCCCUCCGGGGACAGCGCAUGCCCGCUGCGCACCAUCAAGAGAGUGCAGUUCGGAGUCCUCAGUCCGGAUGAACUGAAGCGAAUGUCCGUGACGGAAGGCGGUAUCAAAUACCCAGAGACAACUGAGGGAGGCCGCCCCAAGCUUGGGGGGCUGAUGGAUCCCCGGCAAGGGGUGAUUGAGCGGACGGGUCGCUGCCAGACAUGUGCAGGAAACAUGACAGAGUGCCCUGGCCACUUCGGCCACAUCGAGCUGGCCAAGCCUGUGUUUCAUGUGGGCUUCCUGGUGAAGACCAUGAAAGUUUUACGCUGUGUCUGCUUCUUCUGCUCCAAACUGCUUGUGGACUCUAACAACCCGAAGAUCAAGGACAUCCUGGCCAAGUCUAAGGGACAGCCUAAGAAGCGGCUCACACAUGUCUACGACCUCUGCAAGGGCAAGAACAUCUGCGAGGGCGGGGAGGAGAUGGACAACAAGUUCGGUGUCGAGCAGCCCGAGGGCGACGAGGAUCUGACCAAAGAAAAGGGCCAUGGCGGCUGUGGACGGUACCAGCCCCGGAUCCGGCGCUCCGGCUUGGAGCUGUAUGCGGAGUGGAAGCAUGUGAACGAGGACUCUCAGGAGAAGAAGAUCCUGCUGAGUCCAGAGCGAGUGCACGAGAUCUUUAAACGCAUCUCCGAUGAGGAGUGCUUCGUGCUGGGCAUGGAGCCCCGCUACGCUCGGCCCGAGUGGAUGAUCGUCACGGUGCUGCCGGUGCCCCCGCUCUCCGUGCGGCCUGCUGUUGUGAUGCAGGGCUCUGCCCGCAACCAGGACGAUCUGACUCACAAGCUGGCCGACAUCGUGAAGAUCAAUAAUCAGCUACGGCGAAAUGAGCAGAAUGGUGCAGCGGCCCAUGUCAUUGCAGAGGACGUGAAGCUGCUCCAGUUCCAUGUGGCCACUAUGGUGGACAACGAGCUGCCCGGCUUGCCCCGUGCUAUGCAGAAGUCUGGACGUCCCCUCAAGUCCCUGAAGCAGCGGCUGAAGGGCAAGGAAGGCCGAGUACGAGGGAACCUGAUGGGCAAACGUGUGGACUUCUCAGCCCGUACCGUCAUCACCCCCGACCCCAACUUGUCCAUCGACCAGGUUGGCGUGCCCCGCUCCAUCGCUGCCAACAUGACCUUUGCAGAGAUCGUCACCCCCUUCAACAUUGACAGGCUGCAAGAACUGGUGCGCAGGGGAAAUAGCCAGUACCCAGGGGCCAAGUACAUCAUCCGGGACAACGGCGAUCGCAUUGAUCUGCGUUUCCACCCCAAACCCAGCGACCUGCACCUGCAGACUGGCUAUAAGGUUGAACGGCACAUGUGCGACGGAGACAUCGUUAUCUUUAACCGGCAGCCAACGUUGCACAAAAUGUCCAUGAUGGGGCAUCGGGUCCGCAUCCUCCCCUGGUCCACUUUUCGUUUGAAUCUUAGCGUGACGACUCCGUACAAUGCAGACUUCGAUGGGGAUGAGAUGAACUUGCACCUGCCACAGUCCCUGGAGACACGGGCAGAGAUCCAAGAGUUGGCCAUGGUGCCUCGCAUGAUUGUCACCCCCCAGAGCAACCGACCUGUCAUGGGUAUUGUGCAGGACACGCUCACGGCAGUGCGCAAAUUCACCAAGAGAGACGUCUUCCUGGAGCGGGGUGAAGUGAUGAACCUCCUAAUGUUCCUGUCCACCUGGGACGGGAAGGUCCCACAGCCAGCCAUUCUGAAGCCCCGGCCCCUGUGGACAGGCAAGCAGAUCUUCUCUCUCAUCAUACCCGGCCACAUCAAUUGUAUCCGUACCCACAGCACCCAUCCCGAUGAUGAGGACAGUGGCCCUUACAAGCACAUCUCUCCCGGGGACACCAAGGUGGUGGUGGAGAAUGGGGAGCUGAUCAUGGGCAUCCUGUGUAAGAAGUCCCUGGGCACAUCGGCCGGCUCCCUGGUCCACAUUUCCUACCUGGAGAUGGGUCAUGACAUCACUCGCCUCUUCUACUCCAACAUUCAGACUGUCAUUAACAACUGGCUCCUCAUCGAGGGUCAUACCAUUGGCAUCGGGGACUCCAUUGCGGAUUCUAAGACUUACCAGGACAUCCAGAACACUAUUAAGAAGGCCAAACAGGAUGUAAUUGAGGUCAUCGAGAAGGCCCAUAACAACGAGCUGGAGCCCACCCCGGGGAACACUCUGCGUCAGACUUUUGAGAAUCAGGUGAACCGUAUCCUCAAUGAUGCCCGAGACAAGACUGGCUCCUCUGCCCAGAAAUCCUUGUCAGAAUACAACAACUUCAAGUCUAUGGUCGUGUCAGGAGCUAAGGGUUCCAAGAUCAAUAUCUCCCAGGUCAUUGCUGUCGUCGGGCAGCAGAACGUGGAAGGCAAGCGGAUCCCGUUUGGAUUCAAGCACCGAACUCUGCCUCACUUCAUCAAGGACGACUAUGGACCUGAGAGCCGUGGCUUUGUGGAGAACUCCUACCUGGCCGGCCUCACACCCACCGAGUUCUUCUUCCACGCCAUGGGGGGUCGCGAAGGGCUCAUCGACACAGCUGUCAAGACUGCCGAGACUGGGUAUAUCCAGCGGCGGCUGAUCAAGUCUAUGGAGUCGGUGAUGGUGAAGUAUGACGCGACGGUGCGGAACUCCAUCAACCAGGUGGUGCAGCUGCGCUACGGCGAGGACGGCCUGGCGGGCGAGAGCGUGGAGUUCCAGAACCUGGCUACUCUCAAACCUUCUAACAAGGCUUUUGAGAAGAAGUUCCGUUUUGAUUAUACCAACGAGCGGGCCCUGCGGCGCACCCUGCAGGAGGACCUGGUGAAGGACGUGCUGAGCAAUGCGCACAUUCAGAACGAGCUGGAGCGGGAAUUCGAGCGGAUGCGAGAGGAUCGGGAGGUGCUCCGGGUCAUCUUCCCAACUGGCGACAGCAAGGUUGUCCUCCCCUGUAACCUGCUGCGCAUGAUCUGGAAUGCUCAGAAAAUCUUCCAUAUCAACCCGCGCCUUCCCUCUGACUUGCAUCCCAUCAAAGUGGUAGAGGGCGUCAAGGAACUGAGCAAGAAACUGGUGAUUGUGAAUGGAGAUGACCCGCUAAGCCGACAGGCGCAGGAGAACGCCACGCUGCUCUUCAACAUCCACCUGCGGUCCACACUGUGCUCCCGCCGCAUGGCCGAGGAGUUCCGGCUCAGUGGGGAGGCCUUUGACUGGCUGCUUGGGGAGAUCGAGUCCAAGUUCAACCAAGCCAUCGCCCAUCCUGGGGAGAUGGUGGGAGCUCUGGCCGCACAGUCCCUCGGAGAACCUGCUACUCAGAUGACCUUGAACACCUUCCACUAUGCUGGCGUGUCUGCCAAGAACGUGACACUGGGUGUGCCCAGACUUAAGGAGCUCAUCAACAUUUCCAAGAAGCCAAAGACCCCGUCCCUCACUGUCUUCCUGUUGGGCCAGUCUGCUCGAGAUGCUGAGAGAGCUAAGGACAUUCUGUGCCGCCUGGAACAUACAACGUUGCGGAAAGUGACUGCCAACACAGCCAUCUACUAUGACCCCAACCCCCAGAGCACAGUGGUAGCUGAGGACCAGGAGUGGGUGAACGUCUACUAUGAGAUGCCUGACUUCGACGUGGCCCGGAUCUCCCCCUGGCUAUUGAGAGUAGAGCUGGACCGGAAGCACAUGACUGACCGGAAGCUGACCAUGGAGCAGAUUGCCGAGAAGAUCAACGCUGGUUUCGGCGAUGACUUGAAUUGCAUCUUUAACGAUGACAACGCAGAGAAGCUGGUGCUCCGUAUCCGCAUCAUGAACAGUGAUGAGAACAAGAUGCAGGAGGAGGAAGAGGUGGUGGACAAGAUGGAUGAUGACGUUUUCCUGCGCUGCAUCGAGUCCAACAUGCUGACCGACAUGACCCUGCAGGGCAUCGAGCAGAUCAGCAAGGUGUACAUGCACUUGCCGCAGACGGACAACAAGAAGAAGAUCAUCAUCACGGAGGACGGGGAGUUCAAGGCCCUGCAGGAGUGGAUCCUGGAGACGGACGGCGUGAGCUUGAUGCGUGUGCUGAGCGAGAAGGACGUGGACCCCGUGCGCACCACGUCCAAUGACAUUGUGGAGAUCUUCACGGUGCUGGGCAUCGAGGCCGUGCGGAAGGCGCUGGAGCGAGAGCUGUACCAUGUCAUCUCCUUCGACGGCUCCUACGUCAAUUACCGGCACUUGGCUCUCCUGUGCGACACCAUGACCUGCCGCGGCCACUUGAUGGCCAUCACCCGACACGGAGUCAACCGCCAGGACACGGGGCCACUCAUGAAAUGUUCCUUUGAGGAAACGGUCGAUGUGCUCAUGGAAGCAGCGGCACACGGGGAGAGUGACCCCAUGAAGGGGGUCUCUGAGAACAUCAUGCUGGGCCAGCUCGCUCCAGCCGGCACCGGCUGUUUUGACCUCCUGCUGGAUGCAGAGAAGUGCAAGUACGGCAUGGAGAUCCCCACCAACAUCCCUGGCCUGGGCGCUGCCGGACCUACCGGCAUGUUCUUCGGCUCAGCGCCCAGUCCCAUGGGGGGAAUAUCUCCUGCCAUGACGCCCUGGAACCAGGGUGCGACCCCAGCCUAUGGCGCCUGGUCUCCCAGUGUUGGGAGUGGAAUGACCCCAGGGGCAGCUGGCUUCUCUCCCAGUGCUGCUUCAGAUGCCAGUGGCUUCAGCCCAGGCUACUCCCCUGCCUGGUCGCCCACGCCGGGCUCCCCGGGCUCGCCAGGCCCCUCGAGUCCCUACAUCCCCUCACCAGGUGGCGCCAUGUCGCCCAGCUACUCUCCAACAUCUCCUGCCUAUGAGCCCCGCUCUCCUGGGGGCUAUACACCCCAGAGUCCCUCGUACUCCCCCACUUCACCCUCCUACUCUCCUACCUCCCCCUCCUAUUCUCCAACCAGUCCCAACUACAGCCCCACCUCCCCUACCUCCCCCAGCUACUCACCCACUUCCCCCAGCUACUCCCCCACCUCCCCCAGCUACUCACCCACCUCCCCCAGCUACUCACCCACCAGCCCGAACUAUUCUCCAACAAGUCCCAACUACACCCCAACAUCACCCAGCUAUAGCCCUACGUCUCCCAGCUAUUCACCCACUAGUCCCAACUACACGCCGACCAGCCCCAACUACAGCCCAACCUCUCCGAGCUACUCUCCAACUUCACCCAGCUACUCCCCGACCUCACCCAGCUACUCCCCUUCCAGCCCACGAUACACACCACAGUCUCCCACCUACACCCCAAGCUCCCCCAGCUACAGCCCCAGCUCUCCCAGCUACAGCCCCACCUCACCCAAGUACACCCCAACCAGUCCAUCCUACAGCCCCAGCUCACCAGAGUAUACCCCAACCUCUCCCAAGUACUCCCCUACCAGCCCCAAGUAUUCACCCACCUCUCCCAAGUACUCGCCUACCAGCCCCACCUAUUCACCCACCACUCCGAAGUACUCCCCAACGUCUCCUACUUACUCACCCACCUCUCCAGUCUACACCCCAACCUCCCCCAAGUAUUCGCCUACUAGCCCUACCUACUCACCCACCUCCCCCAAGUACUCGCCCACCAGCCCCACCUACUCACCCACCUCCCCCAAAGGUUCAACCUACUCUCCCACUUCCCCUGGCUACUCACCCACCAGCCCCACCUACAGUCUCACCAGCCCAGCCAUCAGCCCAGACGACAGUGAUGAGGAGAACUGAGGGCGAGCAGGACACAGCAGCAGCCGCCAGCUGGGCCAGGGCAGCCCUGGUGGUACUCUGCAGGCCUCUCGCCUCCCUCGUGGGGCGACCCCAGCCCAGCUCCUUGUACAUAACUCCUUGCACAGUUUCCUGGUGAAGUUCUGGAUCCCGUUCCCGACGGGGCUUUUUGUCUUGUUCUCUACUAGUGCCACCUCAGAACCCCCAGCCUAGCUGUGGUUCUUUCUGCCCCAGCCGCCCCAUUCCUGUCUCCACGUUACAGACCCUUGCCUGUGGCUCAACUGGGGGUAAAGGGUAUUUUAACUUCUUAGGGUAGUUCCUGCUCUGGAUCGUUACACCUGGUCCUCGUUACGUCAGAUCCUCGAGAAGAACAAAGCUAAAGCUGCCUUUUGUGUCUGUUAUUUUAUUUUUUUGAAGUUUGAAUAAAGUUUACUAACUUUGACCAAAA